Molecule: messenger RNA, 1640 nt
Organism: Neltuma alba
Lineage: Eukaryota; Viridiplantae; Streptophyta; Magnoliopsida; Fabales; Fabaceae
Product: cytochrome P450 71D10-like
Exons: 3
Coding region: 17-1519 (500 amino acids)
Molecular function (GO): iron ion binding; monooxygenase activity; heme binding
Source: RefSeq, a predicted model, not a curated record
GUAUCAAUAUUAUUUUAUGAUCAUGGAGUUUCAUAGCCCUUCAGCUAUCCUCUUCACUUUCUUGUGCUUCAUCCUUUUGAUUCACAAGCUAUCAAAUUCCAGAAAAUGUAGAAACUUACCUCCAGGCCCACCGAAAUUACCUAUCAUAGGAAACCUUCACCAACUUCUAGUUUCAAUACCUACUCGAUCUUUGAGAGACCUUUCAAAAAAGUAUGGACCUUUGAUGUAUCUUCAACUUGGGCAGCUUCCGUUCAUGAUUGUGUCUUCCCCUGAAAUAGCCAAGGAGGUUAUGAAGACACAUGACCAAAUCUUCGCUAAUAGACCCAAAACUCUUGCCACUGAUAUCUUUGCUUACAAUGGCUCCGAUAUUGUUUUCUCCCCGUAUGGAAACUAUUGGAGGCAGCUCCGAAAGAUUUGCACUUUGGAGCUUUUGUCUGCAAAGAGGGUCCAAACUUUCAAGAAUAUAAGGGAAGAGGAGGUUUCAAUGCUCAUGAAGGACAUCCGUGAAUAUGCAGGUUCUGUCAUGAACCUUAGUAAGAAAAUCUUCCCUCUCACAAAUUCCAUAGUUGCUAGAGCAGCAUUUGGUAAGAAGACCAAGAACGUAGAAGCCAUUCUACCUACUAUUGAGCAUACAAUUCAGCUAAUCUCGGGUUUAAAUGUUAUUGAUUUCUAUCCUUCUCUCGGAUUCCUCAGUGUGAUAACUGGGAUCAAAGCUACAAUGAUUAGGCUACAAGCCGAGACUGAUAGGAUCUUUCAAAAUAUUAUCACUGAUCAUGAAGAAAAGAACCUUGGCAACCAUGCUGGUGAGGAUGAAGAUCUAGUUGAUGUUCUUCUUAGGAUUCAAAAGGAGAAUGACCUCGAGAUCCCCUUAUCUUACGACAACAUUAAAGGCGUUAUUAAGGACAUUUUCGUAGGUGGAACUGAAACAGCAGCAACAACAAUAGAGUGGACUAUGACGGAGUUACUUAGAAACCCAGUGGCAAUGAAAAGGGCACAAGAAGAGGUUAGAAGAGUUUUCAAAAGCAAAGGAUGCGUGGAUGAAUCAGAAAUUUCUCAGUUGAAAUAUGUUGCUGCUGUCAUCAAAGAAGUCUUAAGGCUGCAUCCUGCUGUGCCAUUGUUGGUUCCAAGAGAAAAUAGAGAGAGAUGUAAAAUCAAUGGAUAUGAGAUACCUGCAAAAACUAGAAUUAUUGUUAAUGCUUGGGCAAUCGGAAGAGAUCCUAAAUAUUGGGAUGAACCAGAAAAAUUUAUUCCUGAGAGAUUCCUUGAUACCACAGUUAAUUACAGUUUCACAGGCUCAAACUUUGAGUUUAUCCCAUUUGGUGCUGGAAGGAGAAUAUGCCCUGGAAUUGCAUUUGCCACACCAGUUGUGGAAUUAAUUAUUUCCAAUAUGCUUUAUCAUUUUGAUUGGCAACUUCCAAAUGGAAUGAAGGCAGCAGAACUGGAUGUGGAAGAGUCUUUUGGUGCUACAAUGAGAAGAAAGAAUGACCUAUGUGUCAUUCCUUUUAAGUAUAGCCCUUAAUUAGGGAUAUAUACUAAUUAUCACCUAAAUAAAUGAUGCUUGGGGGACAGUUUAAGUAUUAUAUCUAUACUGCAGAAGCAAUGUUAAGCGUUAUCUGGGGGAUAUAUAACAUGUUAUGUAA